Penicillium samsonianum is the source of this 1338-nucleotide messenger RNA. Its product is annotated as cytochrome P450. The coding region runs from base 1 to 1338 and encodes 445 amino acids. The record is from RefSeq and is a predicted model, not a curated record. NCBI's taxonomy places the organism in Eukaryota, Fungi, Ascomycota, Eurotiomycetes, Eurotiales, Aspergillaceae. Gene Ontology annotation, molecular function: oxidoreductase activity, acting on paired donors, with incorporation or reduction of molecular oxygen; monooxygenase activity; heme binding. The transcript has 4 exons.
AUGUCGUCGCAGAAAAUCGAUACUCACCAGCCAUCAAUUCAGUUCUCUCGCCAUGGACAGUUCUUUCAACUUCGGACGCCCAUUCGGUGGAUUGUAGUUGUGCCGCCUAAACUUGUGGAUGAGAUUCGUACCGCACCCCCAACGCAUUUGAGUGCUAAAGAGUCGGCAAACGAUGUGCUUCAAACUAGAUACACAGUGUCCCCAAUCGUCGAGGCAGAGAAAUUUCAUUUCCACAUUGUCAAGACACAUCUCACGCCCAACCUGGAGAACAAAAUCGAUGAUAUUCGCGACGAAAUCAAAUUGUCGUUUGGUGACGAGAUAGGAAACCCAACCGAUUGGACGGCGGUCGUGAUGUCUAGAGCAGCUCAUCGGAUCGCAACCCGAACUGCCAAUAGACUACUCGUCGGGGCACCGUUGUGUCGGAAUGAGGAGUAUCUCGAUAUGUCCAUCAAGUAUACGAUAGAUGUAUUUGGAGGAGCUGACAAGCUUCGCGCGUGGCCUAAGUUCCUUCGUUCAACAGUCACACAGUUUGUGACCAACGUCAAGGAACGGCAGCGGGUAGCUCGAAAACAUCUCAUCCCGUACAUCAAAGCUCGAUUACAGGAAGAAAGUGAUGGAUUUAUCGAGAAGCCUCCUGUUGAUUCCCUUCAAUGGGUCAUGGACGCGGCACCAAAUUCCGGCGAAAGAGACCCAGAGCGGCUGAUGUUUCGUCUAUUGCACUUGAAUGUGGCGGCAGUGCAUACAACCAGUGUCACUUAUCUCAACGCCAUGUUGGAUUUGGCCUUCCAUACUGAAAUUCAUGAAGAGCUGCGAACCGAGAUUGAUAGCGCAGUCCAGGAGCACGGAUGGUCGGGGCGAGCAUUGAGUCAAAUGCGGAAGCUCGACAGCUUUUUGACUGAAAGCCAGAGGCUUUCACCUCUUGCCAGCUCCCAACUGACUCGCGCGGUGAUACAAGACUUUACAUUCUCUGACGGCACCACAGUCCCUAAAGGCUCCUACGUCCUGGCACCAAUGUAUGCGAUGUAUUUGGAUAACGAUAUCUAUCACGAUGCAUCGACCUUUGAUGCGUUCCGCUUUUCUAAGCUUCGAGAGCAGCCCGGCCACGAAAAUCGACACCAGUUUGUGACUACAUCUCCGACACACAUCAACUUUGGACAUGGCAAGCAUGCAUGUCCUGGACGCUUCUUUGCAGCACAGGAGAUAAAACUAUUGUUGGCUCAUGCUUUGCAGGAAUAUGAUAUACGACUUGAAGAUCCAACUACGCUGCCUGAGGGUUCUUGGUUUGAUCGUUCUCGAAAGCCUAACCAAACCGCGCGUGUUCUUUUCCGCGGUCGUUAA